AUGACGCAACAUGUUGGGAUUACAAACACGAAGAAGAAAACCCCGGAAGUAAACACGAGGGAAAACGAAAACAACGCGUUCGGCUCCGAGCAGAAUAGCGCCUGCAUGCUCGCUGUUAACCGCAAUAAUGCCCAAAAAGAGAAGACGAAUGUGGACAAAGAAAUGGCUGGGCAGACGUUGCCAGUAUGGUUUGUCAAAUCUACAGCGGGAAUUGGAGAAUUCAACGACCUUCUGGAGAGAGUGACCCCUCAAAUCAUCAAGAGAGACACACACCUGAGGAAGGCGAUCAGUCCUAGGGAGAGGCUCUCUGUGACACUGAGAUUCCUUGCAACAGGUGAGACCUUCAAUUCCUUAUCUUUCCAGUUCAGGACUGGGAGCACCACACUGAGCCGCAUUGUGAUGGAAACCUGUGCAGCCAUAGCUCUAGUAUUACGUGAGGAAUACCUAAAGACACCAUCAACUGAGACUGAGUGGAAGGUCAUCGCUAAAGACUUUGAAGACAAGUGGCAUUUUCCACAUUGCAUAGGGGCCAUAGAUGGGAAACACAUCUUCAUUCACCCCCCUGCCAACAGUGGAAGCACGUUUUAUAAUUACAAGUCAAGGUUUUCCAUCAUACUUACGGCUGUAGUUGACACAAAUUAUAGAUUUGUCUAUGCAAGUGCAGGGACACAAGGAAGCUGGAGUGUUGCCUGUUCUGAUCUCAGAGAGGCUAUGGACACAGGCACUCUGAAUGUCCCUCCUGAUGCAACCCUGCCAGGCACUGACUCCACGAUGCCAUAUGUGCUCAUUGGUGACGAAGCAUAUCCCCUUAGGCCAGAUCUGAUGAAACCAUAUCCAUCACGAAACCUCAACCAUGAUCAAAGGAUUUUCAACUACAGGCUUUCCAGAGCACGCCGUGUUGUUGAGAACGCAUUUGGAAUUCUGGCCAAUCGCUUUCGCGUUUUCAGAACCACAAUUUGCCUGCAUCCAGACAAAGUUGUUGCAAUUGUUUUUGCAACACUUUGUCUCCACAACUUCCUCCAACAACAGAGAUCAGAUGCCUACACACCACCUGGCUAUGUGGAUUCUGAAGAUGCAAACCAUCAGCUGGUCAGUGGCACAUGGCGAAGUGAGGGAGCCCUUCAGUCAGUUUCGGCAAGCAGAGCUAGGAACCCCUCAGUGGAUGCUAAGAAACAACGUGAUGUGUUAGCCCAGUACUUUGUCUCACCUGCAGGAAGAAUUUCCUGGCAGGAAAACACGGUGUAGCUUCAUCUGCGCUAAACUUCUGUAAAUAAAGCGAGAGCAUUGGUUCCACUCAGUCAUUGGCUCAGAUGCUGUUCCUGUGUGGCUGUUAGCUUUCUCUGAACAAGAACCAGACAUUGAUUAUGUGUACGGAACUGCAUUUAAAGACUGAUUUCAACUCUUAGGGUGGAUUCUUUUGAAAAUUCAUAAUGUGUGGGAGUGGAGUGAUGCAUUUUCUUAUGUUUGUAACAUUU
Nothobranchius furzeri (turquoise killifish) is the source of this 1475-nucleotide messenger RNA. The record is from RefSeq and is a predicted model, not a curated record. NCBI's taxonomy places the organism in Eukaryota, Metazoa, Chordata, Actinopteri, Cyprinodontiformes, Nothobranchiidae.